UUCAUCCCAAACCGCUUGUUUUUGUUUCUACUCAACAAGAACUGUCCAAACAAUACAAGUAGCUAUCAUGGUUCAAAGGGGAAUCAAGGUGAUAGGUCAAGGAUGAGCAAAGGUUUUAACCAUGUUUGCUUCUCCAAUAACCGACAAGUCAGAAGUAGCUCCCAAUGUUCCUUUCAACAAUCAUGACAGCAUACCACACGCAACUGAUCUACACUACUAUCCUGCCAGAAGUUAGCCCCUGCAGUUCAAAAACCAACUCAGUUCAGCUCAUGUCAAGAUGAAAUCUGCAACAAGGCCACAAAAGCCACAUGUUGAAGAUUCAGAAAGUGAUGCUAAUGAACACUCUGGGAAACAGAUGUUGCUUGAAGUUGUUGAUGCUGCUGAUGGGACUGCAAGCGCUUCAUGCAUGAAGGAACAUGUUGUGAAAAACACACCGGAUGCAUCUCAAUCUAGCCAAGCUGCGACUCCUAGAGAUAUUGAGGAUUUUGGCAGGUCUUUAAGACCAAACACUUUCUUGCAUCAUAGUUUCUCUACACUAAAUCAACUUCAGUCCAGGAAAAAUAUGGAUAUCAAUCCUAUUGAUCAAGAUGUCAACAAAUUCAAAGUAUCAGAUGAUGUCGGGGAUAGACAGUUUGAUUCUAAUCAUGGAGAACGAUCAUACGGAUACAACUACACGGUUGAAGAUGUUUUGGGUAAUAAUUCUUUAGUGCCAGGUAAUGGACGAGAAACUAAUGCAUCUUCUGAGGUGGUUGAAUAUGGUCAGAAAAAUGCUGCUAAUAGAAACAAUGUUACUUCUCUUAGAAGUGAUCAUUCUAUAAUAAAUCCUCAAAUGGCUCCAUCAUGGUUUGAGCAAUAUGGAACUUUUAAAAAUGGGAUGAUCUUGCCAAUGCAUGAUGUACGUGCAAUGACUCCAAAAAUUAUGGACCAGCCUUUUAUUGUGAAGAACCAAUCUGCCAGUAUGCAUCUUGGCAGUUCAAUGGAGCAAGUAAAUAGACUCAAUAAUACUGAUCAGCAUGCUCAUGCCAGGCUAAGUCCAAUUCCUACUUCAGUUGUAAGUGUCAAUGUGCCUUCUCAGUUAUUGCCUCCUGCUGUUGAGCCUGAUUUGCAUGUUGCGAGACCAAAGAAGCGUAAAAGUGCCAAUUCAGAACUCAUGGCAUGGCAUGAAGAAUUGAAACAGGGUUCUGAAAGGCUUCGAGAUAUCAGGGUGGCAGAAUUAGACUGGGCUCAAGCUGCAAAUAGAUUGAUUGAGAAGGUUGAGGAGGAUGCUGAGCUGGUAGAAGUUUUGCCAACAAUGAAGUCAAGAAGAAGACUUGUCUUGACAACACAGCUUAUGCAGCAACUACUUAACCCUCCUCCAGCUGAAGUUCUCUCUGCAGAUGUCAAGUUGAAUCAUGAUAGUGUGAUUUAUUUUGUUGCUAGAUCAGUGUUGGGAGAUGGUUGCAGUUCUGUCUCAGUGUGUGGAAGUGAUUCGCCAGUGCCAGCGACUAGCAAAAACCUCCUGCCCAAGUUCACAGUAUGAUAGAGAAGCUUGCUCAAUUUACUGACAUAAGGAGUUGUCUGAUAGUCGGUGGUCUGUCAACAAAGGUGCAAGAGGCUGCCUUGAGAUAUAUGCCAGACAUUGUUGUGGCUACUCCAGGAUGCAUGAUAGACCAUUUACGCAAUUCUAUGUCGGUGGAUUUGGAUGAUCUUGAUGUUUUAAUCCUCGAUGAAGGUGAUCGUCUUUUGGAGCUUGGAUUUAGUGUUGAAAUUCAGGAACUUGUUCGUGUGUGUCCCCGAAAAAGGCAGACCAUGCUUUUUUUUUCCAGCAAC
Lathyrus oleraceus (garden pea) is the source of this 1809-nucleotide messenger RNA. RefSeq lists its product as uncharacterized. The coding region runs from base 278 to 1519 and encodes 413 amino acids. The transcript has a single exon. Lineage: Eukaryota; Viridiplantae; Streptophyta; Magnoliopsida; Fabales; Fabaceae. The record is from RefSeq and is a predicted model, not a curated record.